Pediculus humanus corporis (human body louse) is the source of this 1269-nucleotide messenger RNA. Its product is annotated as DEAD box ATP-dependent RNA helicase, putative. The record is from RefSeq and is a predicted model, not a curated record. Gene Ontology annotation, molecular function: RNA helicase activity; ATP binding; nucleic acid binding. NCBI's taxonomy places the organism in Eukaryota, Metazoa, Arthropoda, Insecta, Psocodea, Pediculidae. The coding region runs from base 1 to 1269 and encodes 422 amino acids. The transcript is spliced from 7 exons.
AUGAAAGAACGUUUUGAAGAUUUAAAUUUAAACAAAUGGAUUGUAAGACAAUGUGAUUCGUUUGGUUUGACUAAACCAACUCCAAUUCAGGCACAUUGCAUUCCAAAAAUUUUAGAAGGCAAUGAUUGCAUUGGAUGUGCAAAAACUGGUAGUGGAAAAACAUUGGCUUUUGCCUUGCCUAUAUUACAAAAAUUAAGCGAAGAACCUUUUGGAAUAUUUGCUUUGGUUUUAACUCCAACUCGUGAACUAGCUUUUCAAAUCGGUGAACAGUUUUUAGCAUAUGGUAAAGUUAUUAACUUAAAAUUAUGCGUCAUAUCAGGUGGAAUGGAUAUGGUUACCCAAGGGCAGGAAUUGUCCAAAAGGCCUCACAUAGUUGUGUCGACUCCAGGUCGUUUAGCUGAUCAUUUGGAUAGUUGUAAUACAUUUUCAUUGAAAAAAAUUAGGUUUUUAGUUUUAGAUGAAGCAGAUAGGUUACUAUCGGGUCAGUUUGAUGAUCAGAUUAGCACAAUAUUUAAAAGUCUUCCGCUUAAAAAGCAAAUAUUGUUGUUCAGUGCAACUAUCAAUGAUACUUUGAAACAGGCUGAAGAAUUACUUUCGAAAAAUGUAUUUUCAUUCAUUGACAAAUCUGAUGUUGCGACAGUAGAUAAUUUACAACAAUUUUAUGUUCUAUGCCCAGACCAUGUCAAAGAUGCUUACCUUGUUGAAGUAAUCCAAUUGUACAGGAAAAACAAUGAAAAUGGAAAUAUUAUAAUUUUCACAGAUACAUGCAGGAAUUGUCAACUUCUCUCAAUGACUUUAAAUGAAGUCGGUUUUGAAAAUGUUGCAAUACAUUCAAUGAUGAAACAAAAAGAAAGGCUUGCUGCUCUUUCUAGAUUUAAAUCGAAUAUUGUUAAAACGCUUAUUGCCACUGAUAUUGCCAGCAGAGGUUUGGAUAUUCCAACAGUAGAAUUGGUAAUUAAUCAUUCUAUUCCGAAUGUUCCCAAAGAUUAUAUUCAUAGAGUUGGUAGAACUGCUCGUGCUGGAAGAGCUGGUAUGUCUGUUUCACUUGUCACUCCAGUUGAUAUAAAACUUAUCCAUGCCAUUGAAAGUAUUAUAAACACAAAACUAAAGGAAUAUUCAAUUAACGAUAAAGAAGUAAUAAAAAUUUUAACACAAGUGAAAGUAACCAAAAGAGAAGCAGAAAUUAAACUUGAUGAAACUGAUUUUUACGAGAAAAAAAUGAUUAAUAAAAGAAAAAAAUUAAUGAUGGAAGCUGCAGAAUCAGAUUAA